UCGGCAUUUCCCCAACUACAAAAACACCCCAAAAAAAUACAAAAAGUCUACAGUUUCAUAAACCAUCAAACCCACUUCAAAAAAAUCUAAAAAAAUCCAAAAAAAAAAUAAAAAUCAUGGGUAUUGUAGAAGAUGCACACAACGUAAAAGUGAUAGGAAAAGGAGAGCGAAUUUUAGUUCUAGCUCACGGAUUCGGCACCGAUCAGUCAGUUUGGAAGCACCUGGUGCCUCAUGUAGUGGACGAUUUUAAGGUGAUUUUGUAUGAUAAUAUGGGAGCUGGAACUACAAAUCCUGAGUAUUUUGAUUUUGAAAGGUACGCUAGUCUUGAAGGCUAUGCUUAUGAUUUGCUUGCGAUUUUAGAAGAAUUUGGAGUGGCGUCGUGUGUUUUUGUUGGUCAUUCGGUUUCGGCUAUGAUUGGGGCGGUUGCUUCCAUUACUCGCCCGGAUUUGUUCUCUAAGCUUAUCAUGAUCUCUGCUUCUCCAAGGUAUUUGAAUGAAGUGAAUUAUUAUGGAGGAUUUGAGCAAGAGGAGCUAACUCAAUUAUUCGAAGCAAUGCAAGACAAUUACAAAGCAUGGUGCUCAGGGUUCGCACCGUUAGCCGUUGGUGGCGACAUGGAAUCCGUGGCGGUCCAAGAAUUUAGCCGAACCCUGUUCAACAUGAGACCAGACAUAGCUCUAAGUGUGGCUCAAACCAUAUUCCAAAGUGACAUGAGAUCAAUCUUACACAUGGUCACAGUCCCAUGUCAUAUUGUUCAAAGCAUUAAAGAUUUGGCUGUCCCCGUCGUAGCGUCCGAAUAUUUGCAUCGACACCUCGGUGGUCAGUCUAUCGUAGAGGUCAUGUCGACGGACGGUCACUUGCCGCAACUGAGCUCACCGGAUGUUGUAGUUCCGGUGCUUCUUAAACACAUCCAUCAUGAUAUUGCUACCUGAUUUUUUUUGUGUGUUGUUUGAUUUUUGUUUAUGGGUAAGUUGUGCUUACUUUAUAUGUUUGAUUAGGUUGGUAAUUUAGGAUUAUGAUAUGUUGAUUGUGGUGGUUGGACCGUAAGGUCACUUGUGCUUGUAUUGUUAAAUAUCAUCGAGAAUAAGAUUUCUGCACGUAUUGUUGUAAA
Molecule: messenger RNA, 1108 nt
Organism: Mercurialis annua (annual mercury)
Lineage: Eukaryota; Viridiplantae; Streptophyta; Magnoliopsida; Malpighiales; Euphorbiaceae
Product: probable esterase D14L
Exons: 2
Coding region: 117-929 (270 amino acids)
Biological process (GO): response to karrikin
Source: RefSeq, a predicted model, not a curated record